AAUGCCGAACACCAUCCUCAAGUCAGAGACAAACACCAAGACUUUAACUGUAACACACAGUCUCUUACAAACAGGAUCUGACCACAGAUCAGACCCAAAGAGACUGGGGCCGGGGAGACUGGGCUGUCUUCCUGCUCCCGGCUCAGAGUACUUACCAGUAUUUCACCAGAGCCAGAGAACGGUUAAUUCCCGUGGGGAUGGUGAUGGUAACGCUUUAGACACUGGCGGUGAUGAUUCAUCUUGUUCUUACGCUACAGAGAUGGACCCUGGCUACAUAUCCUUGGGUUUCGAGACACAAACUGAUCUGUCUAGAGGGGACUGGAACCAGUACAGUAGUGGUAGUGUAUACUCUGAAGGGUGCCUAGAUAAGAAAGGGGAGAGUCUGGUCAUAGAUGAAGUGACUGUGAAAGUGGAGGGCGACGUUCCUCCCACAUGGAAUGCAAAUAGUCACCUAGGAGACGGAAACUCACAGAGCAGAGAUGUCUUAGAUUACAGGGAAAGCUUAGAGACAAAUCUAAAUGUCACGACCCACUCCCCUUUACACACGUUCAGGGAUUGUGACCCAGUGUCCACAUUGAUGGGGCCUUCCGAUUUACACAGCCGUGUCCUUUUCGAUCAGGUAUUGAACUCAAACGACAGGGCUAGAGCCCAGACUCAGGGAGGGGGAGCCACAUCAGGCAAUGGUAAAGAGAAACGGUUCCUCUGCAUGUUCUGUAACAAAGGCUUCAGCUGCCUCCAGAAUGUGGAGGUCCACCAAAGGAUCCACACAGGGGUGAAACCCUUCAGCUGUACCCAGUGUCACAUGCACUUUGCCCAGGCUGGCACUCUGAAGAGGCACCAGAGUGUUCACACAGGGGUGAAACCCUUCAGCUGUACCCAGUGUCACAUGCUCUUCGCCCAAGCUGGUGACCUGAAGAGGCACCAUAGGGUCCACACGGGUGAGAAACCCUACAGUUGCCCCCAGUGUGAGAAGAGAUUCACCCGCCAGCACCAGCUGAAGAUGCACAUGAAGGUACACACGGGAGAGAGGCCAUUUGCCUGUACGCACUGCGGGAAGAGAUUCUCAGAGAGGAGCUACCUCAGGAUACACCAGCAGAAAAAACAUUCCACUCAAUAGCUUCAGAUGUUUAGAUGUAUUAAAUAUAAAGAUUCAUUGUCAUUGUUGUCACCAGAAAAAGACUCACAGAUGCAUUUGGAAUAAUGAGACUAACAGAUUUCAGUGUUGAAUAUUUAUGGGUAGAAUACUGCAUCCAGACAUGAGUA
Messenger RNA from Salvelinus namaycush (lake trout), 1263 nucleotides. RefSeq names its product zinc finger protein 235-like. Gene Ontology annotation, cellular component: nucleus. Gene Ontology annotation, biological process: regulation of transcription by RNA polymerase II. The transcript has a single exon. Gene Ontology annotation, molecular function: RNA polymerase II cis-regulatory region sequence-specific DNA binding; DNA-binding transcription factor activity, RNA polymerase II-specific. The record is from RefSeq and is a predicted model, not a curated record. The coding region runs from base 2 to 1117 and encodes 371 amino acids. Lineage: Eukaryota; Metazoa; Chordata; Actinopteri; Salmoniformes; Salmonidae.